AUGACUACGGGUGACCAAGAUAAUCCUCAAGUUUUGUUGACGCAAUUACUCAAAAGUGAAGAAGCAGAAUAUGACAACUUAAUAGCAAUAUUAGGAUUUGUUAAACCUAGUAAGAGCUCAAGAUCGACUUUGGCAGCUUUGUUGCGUGGGCUUUUGACGAAAAAUGGUAAACUUAUGUCUUUAUUAAGGAAGUAUACAAGCGAGCUCGUUGGAGAAGCAUCACAUGUGUUACUAGUGUUCAACAAUUUCAUCAGAGAAUUUGUUGAUUGGAUUGUUUCCGAUGUUGUAAUUCUCUUUGAAAAGUAUUACGCUCAGCUUUCAAGUGUUGAGGCUGAUUCAAUAGAGUCGGCAAAUAUAUCGAUAUUCAGCAAGCCAAUCUUGCAUUGCGCCAAUUACGUUAAGUUUAUACAGCAUGUUGUCAAUAUCAUUAGAAACCCUUUUAUUAUCGAGAAACUCGAGGAAACAAGUGAAGCGUACCGCCGGCUUCUUGAACGUUAUCGUCAUUACAUAGAAGUCAAGAAGUUGAACAACAUUAGUUUCAAUAAUGUGAGAGCCAUCGGUGGUGCAGGCUGUUCUGAAAAAAGUGAUAGUGUUUCUAGUUUUUUCAAUUUAUACCAGAUCGUUGAUCGAUCCAAGAAUGAACAAAUGCUCUUAUUAGAGAAUAUGUCUUCUAUUCCCUGUGAAUUGCUUUUCUUGUCUCUAUCUGUUGAUUCUAAGAGUGCAUUUAAUGCUUUGGCAAUUUUGUCCAUACCUAAAGAAGACCAUGAACCUAGAUCAUUGAUGUUUCCGCCAUUCAGAAUCAAUGAGUUUACAGUUAGACUUUACAAUUCCAAUUUAGUAUUAAAGGCUAUCGAUUUUGGUGCGAAGGAAUCUAAAUUUCAACUCACUUUGAGACCGCAUGAUGGAGAUAGAUGUAUGUAUUGGUUCAAGAAAUUAUCUGAAAUAUUUCCUGCUGUGACAAACGAUCACGAAAAUGAAUCUUUUGACCUUAAAGAUUUAGCUAUGAAGACAACAAUGGCAGGCUUGGGAAUCAAUGUCAUUUCUCCUUGUAGAAAUAAUACCGAAGAAGAUAAUGAUGAAUUUAAGGGUCUUAAUCUGAGCGAUUCAUAUUACUCGCUAAACGGAGUGAAAACAAAAAGGCUGUCCGUUUCUGGGGUACAGAAAAGUGAUGUAGCUCCAUCUAUCAAGUCGCGAGAACUCAGACCCUCCGAUGAAGAUCGAAAAUUUUCCUCUUCAUCUGGAUCUUCAGCCAAUUCCAUAAGAAGCCAGUAUGAUAGGUCACUCGAUAUAAUCAAUAAAGCGUUGUGCAGCACUGCCUCGCAGACUUCAGAGGCAGAUUCCAACGAUAGUCAAUAUUUAAAGAUUAUAAACAGAAAUGUUUAUGGUAUUGAAGAAGUCCAAGAGGAAAGGCCAAAGUCUUCAAGAGGAGAAGUGCUCUGUGUCGAAGAAGAGUCUGAAGCUGAACCUAAGAGUUAUUAUUUAAAUAAGAAUGAUUCUAUGCUUCAGCUUUCCAAUGAUUAUCAGAACAGAGUACAGAAUAAAUUUGCGUCAGUGCCAGAUUUAUCUGAGACGAAAAUCGUUAAUAGGGACAAUCUAUUCAUACUUUCAAAUGGCUCCGCUAUAAAUAUUACAAAUUUUGGGAAAGAUUUCAAUCCAAGCUUUAACAUUUCAAACACUAGGCUUGACAAAACUUCUAAACGGAAGUCUUUUUUUUCACUAUUUAAAAAAAAUACUACUAAAAAUAAUACGCAAGAGUCAACUCCGAAGGAACAUUCAAAUGUUUCUCCCACAGAUACGACUUUCAAUAGCAGUUGUGAAUCUACAUCUGUUGAUGGAGGAGAAAAUGUCUCAGUUGAAAGUUUGGUUAAAGAAGGGAAUGACAUAUAUGAUUCAGCAGUUUCGCAUUUACCUUCACCGUUUGCGUUACCAUCAUCGACUUCUACUUACUUUUUCAAACCAUAUGUCAAUGGAUCUUCGUCGAGUCUUGCAAAGUGUGCAAACGACUCUGAAGCAGAUUUGGAUAACAAUUGUGCUCAUGUGGAAGGCUUGGACAUUCCCCAAAAACUCAAGGAUUUGAUAAAUGAUGAUUCUUCGAUUGACUUUUACAUCUCACCUUCAUCUCCCAAAGCGAUGAAGAUUUCUAAGUGGAAACAAAAGUACGGAAAGUGGGAAAUGAUUACUCUUGAAGAAAAAUUAUUUUUGAAAAUAGUUGCUAAUUAUGACUUGAAUAAGGCUUGGUUGAUUCUUUUUGCAGAGGAAUUCGAUGAUGACACAAAAGAAGAGAUUGAUAUCCCGCUCUUGAUUUUGGAUAUAGUUUGUUCAAAAGUUUCUGUCAGACAAUCAUCCGCCUUGGACUUGCAAAUUUCGACUACAAACUCUAUUUCACUUCAGAAAAUGCAAAUCAUGAUCCGAUGUAAAACAGGGGAUCUUUCAAAUGCGAUAAUUAAUAAUAUUAACAAUAUUCUUGGCGUCCUCGAAUCAAACUCGUCUCGUACUGGCUUACAUGGAUCUAGAUAUACCUCAUCUGAUGGCACCUUAUCAUCAUCAGUCAUGGAUAAUAAGCCUAGCAAGUCUUCAACUUUGACAAGUUUACUGUCGUCUGUGGGAAACAAAGAAAGUAGUAUACAGAGCCCCAUUCAAUCUCAUAACAUGCAAAAAGAGUUUUCUUUACUAUCUAUCAGCUCAGAAGAUAUCACAAAUGCUAAUAUUAUAAAUAAUCCUGAAAAUACUAGGUUGGUUUUGCUAAAUCUGAUGCCGAUAAGAUUGCAAAAGCAUUUGGAGAAAAAUGGGAGCGUUAACAAUCCUUCGUCAUGGAAAAUAAUAUCAAUGUACUUAUUAAGUAUAUUUCUCAUAUCAGACUCUUUUACAGGUAAAAAUUUUUACUAUCUUGUCCUUAACGAUGGUGAAAAAGAUCAAGAUGAGAUAUGUUGGUUGAUUAGUGAAGAUGACAAAGCUUCUAGGAUAGAAAAGAUAGGAAGGGCAGGAUUACUUGUUCAAGUAACGGAUGAAGAUAUAUUUAUGAUCGAAUGCAGAGGUAAAAAACAGUUUAAGAGACUCUAUGACGUACUUUAA
This is a messenger RNA of Priceomyces carsonii, 3072 nucleotides long. RefSeq lists its product as uncharacterized. NCBI's taxonomy places the organism in Eukaryota, Fungi, Ascomycota, Pichiomycetes, Serinales, Debaryomycetaceae. Bases 1 to 3072 code for a protein of 1023 amino acids. The transcript has a single exon. The record is from RefSeq and is a predicted model, not a curated record.